CAUACACCGGAACCUUAAAUUCGCUCGCCUAAGCGGCGUACCCGGUUGUGUUGCGACACGGACGGCAUUGUGUUGUCGACGCCCCCUGUGUGCAGAUAUGACGUCGCUGGGAAGCAGUGGGCAGUCCUCCACAGAAUACACAGUCAGAGUACCCAAGAACACAAACAAGAAGUACAACGUCAUGGCCUUCAACUCGGGGGACAAGGUGAACUUCUCUACCUGGACACAGGCGAAGAUGGAGCGUGAUCUGAGCAAUAAGAGGAUGUUCCAGGACGAGGAAGCUCCAGAAACGGGGGCGGGGAGCGAGUUCGGGAAGAAGCUCCGAGAGGUGUCCCGCAGGAAGAAAUUCGGGUUUGUCCCGCGGGAGUUCAAACUGGAGGACCAGCCCUGGCUGCUCCGGGUCAAUGGCAAGGCAGGACGCAAGUUCAAAGGGCAGAAGAAGGGUGGCGUGACGGAUAAUGCCUGCUAUUACAUCUUCACUCAGUGUCCCGACGGAGCCUUCGAGGCCUUCCCCGUCCACACCUGGUACAACUUCAGCACCGUGGCCCGACACCGCACCCUGACCGCAGAGGAGGCUGAGGAGGAGUGGGACCGGAGGAACAAGGUAGUGAAUCACUUCAGCAUCAUGCUGCAGCGCAGACUGAAGGACCAGGACAGGGAUGAUGGAGAGGAUGAGGAGGAGGAGAAGGAGAAGGGGAAAGGGAAGGGGAAAGGGAAAGCAAAGGGGAAGAAGAAGAGCAGCGAGCUGAAGAUACACGACCUGGAGGAUGACCUGGAGAUGAGCAGCACCGAGGAGAGCGAGGAGAGCGAGGAGGGGGACGGAGACAGCAAGCCCAAGAAGGCGGCCGCGGACGAGAAGAGCAAGACGAAGAAGACGACCGCGAAGAAGAGGAAGAAGAAGAAGGGCGGCUCUGACAGCGAGGCGAUCGAGGACAGCGAUGACGGAGACUUCGAGGGGCUGGAGGUGGAUUACAUGUCAGACGAGAGCAGCUCGGAAGAUGACGAACCAGAGAAGAUGAAACCAAACAAGGGACAGAACGUGCCCAAAGGGAUCGACGAGGCGUCGGACAGCAGUGAGGAGAGCGAGGAGGAGAAGAAGGAGGAGAAGAAGGAGGACGAGGAGGAGGAGGAGGACGAGGAGGAGGGCAAGAAGACUCCCGUCCAGCAGGAGAAGAAGAAGAAGAAAGACAGCAGUGACGACUCGGACUCCUCAGAGGACAGUGAUAUUGAUGGGGAGACGGCCUCAGCGCUCUUCAUGUCGAGGAAGAAGACUCCUCCCAAGAGGCCGGGGGGGAAAGGCUCAGCGGGGAGCUCUCGGGCCGGCAGUCGCCCCGGAACCCCCUCCCUGGACUCGGGGAGCACCUCGUCCACACUGCGCGCUGCAGCCAGCAAGCUGGAGCAAGGAGGUAAGAGGCAGGGGCAGGGGGGCCCAGACACCCCCGCUGCCAAGAGGCUGAAGAUGGAGCCGAACGCACAGAGCACCUCUGGGAAAUCAACCCCCCAGCCCCCGUCAGGGAAAUGCACCCCCAGCAGCAGCGAUGUUCACCUGACCGAGGAGGCUGUGCGCCGCUAUCUCAUCCGGAAGCCGAUGACCACGAAGGACCUGCUCAAGAAGUUCCAAACGAAGCGCACGGGUCUGAGCAGCGAGCAGACUGUGAACGUGCUGGCCCAGAUCCUGAAGAGACUGAACCCAGAGCGCAAGAGCAUCGCUGACAAGAUGCACUUCUACAUCAAGCAGUGAGGAGGGGAGGGGAGGGGAGGGGAGGGGAGGGACUGGACUGAACCCAGAGCGCAAGAGCAUCGCUGACAAGAUGCACUUCUACAUCAAGCAGUGAGGAGGGGAGGGGAGGGGAGGGACUGAACCCAGAGCGCAAGAGCAUCGCUGACAAGAUGCACUUCUACAUCAAGCAGUGAGGAGGGGAGGGGAGGGGAGGGGAGGGGAGGGACUGAACCCAGAGCUCUGCGGCUCCACACCAACCCCCCUCCCUCUGUGCGUCCCUGCUCUGCGGCUCCACACCAACCCCCCUCCCUCUGUGCGUCCCUGCUCUGCGGCUCCACACCAGCCCCCCUCCCUCUGUGCGUCCCUGCUCUGCGGCUCCACACCAACCCCCCUCCCUCUGUGCGUCCCUGCUCUGCGGCUCCACACCAACCCCCCUCCCUCUGUGCGUCCCUGCUCUGCGGCUCCACACCAACCCCCCUCCCUCUGUGCGUCCCUGCUCUGCGGCUCCACACCAGCCCCCCUCCCUCUGUGCGUCCCUGCUCUGCGGCUCCACACCAACCCCCCUCCCUCUGUGCGUCCCUGCUCUGCGGCUCCACACCAACCCCCCUCCCUCUGUGCGUCCCUGCUCUGCGGCUCCACACCAACCCCCCUCCCUCUGUGCGUCCCU
Molecule: messenger RNA, 2387 nt
Organism: Acipenser ruthenus (sterlet)
Lineage: Eukaryota; Metazoa; Chordata; Actinopteri; Acipenseriformes; Acipenseridae
Product: general transcription factor IIF subunit 1
Exons: 14
Coding region: 98-1741 (547 amino acids)
Biological process (GO): positive regulation of transcription elongation by RNA polymerase II; transcription initiation at RNA polymerase II promoter
Cellular component (GO): nucleus; transcription factor TFIIF complex
Molecular function (GO): TFIIF-class transcription factor complex binding; RNA polymerase II general transcription initiation factor activity; DNA binding
Source: RefSeq, a predicted model, not a curated record